GUCGCGAUACUACCGAAGAGCCAAGGAUGUGCUGAAAGCUGAAGAUAUCUUGUAAAAAGAUGACGGGAGGAGGAAGAUACCAAGUACUCGUGGACAUGGAGGGAGAUCUUCCAGUUGGACUGGGCUGUUAACAACUGCACUUUGCACAGCCUGUUUCCCCUGUAUACUACUUAAUACUAUAACUCGAAGAAGUAUUAUUCCCUACCUAUCCAUAGUAUGCUUGCUGACUGCAUGAGUUGGAACUGAGCGGGGCGCUUGGCUCAACCAAAGAAGUGCCCAAAGUAAAAUUUAGUGGGGCCCAAUUCCAAGUCGCGUCUUUUGAGUCGCUCACGCGCGUAGCUUUCCACCUUGCAAGAAACGUCGAAUCUCUCCAUCUCAAAAAGUCAGCACUACAACAAAUUCGCAGCGAACCAACUCGCAACAACACUCGCCUAGGCCAUGAACAGCCGCUGAAUUUCAAAACACCGUCCCUUUCAAGACUCGUUCCAGUCGCUUCCCUCGAUCGCUUGCACCGCAAACCACAGCUUGCGCAACAGGAAAAGCAACAGGCCGAUCGAACAAUGCCAGCAACGCGCAAACGGGCGCUGCCCGAGGUCAGCUCGGAAAAUGCCCAAGAGCCGCCGCAGGACUCCCUUCUCAUUCGCAUCAGGAACAUGUGGCAAUUCGCCAACUUGGUUCAGUUCAUGAUGUUAUUUGGCAAAGCCCUGAAGCUCGACAAUUUGGACAUAGAGGAUUUGGAGGCAGAAUGUCUGAAGCCUGGGUCCAUGGCUUUGCAGAACAUUGGCCUGGGCUUCCUCAAGUUCCUCUCCUCCCACCGUGGCCUAACGCACGAUCUAUUCGACGAGUACACGAGACGACAGUAUCUCAACAAAGCGCCGGAGAAGAACCCGUUUGGCAAUUCAGAGGUUUCAUUGCGAUUUGCCGAUUUUGAUGUUUUCACCAAGAUUCGUAUUCUGCAACAAAUGACGCAGUUCAUCAUCAUGAGCUCCGAGAAGCUGCGGGAUAAGACGGAGGAACAAAAGGAUACAGAUCAGACGCACUGGCGGAUUGAACCCUACGGAUGGGAUCGACAUGAUCGAACAUACUACGUGCUCGACGACAACCGAUUGUACCGCAUGUCGGAGGCGCCGGCGGCACCAGCAAAACCUAAGAAGAACACCAAGAAGGCGAAAGCAGCAAAACGUGCCAACAAACGGCGCCGCGUAGCAUCUGGUGCCGCGAGCGAUACCGAGGAUGCUGGAGACGAGGCCUCUGAAGCUGGCGCGCCCGCCGAACCAGAGGAUGAUGGGCUUGGAGGCAUGAAAUGGGAAUGCUUGGCCGCCACCUUGAGCGAGGUCCGCGACUUCAUUUCAUCCUUGGAGAAAACCAAAGACCCCAAUGAGAAGAUUCUCCGCAAUCAGAUUCAAGCUCAUCUCCUGCCGAUCCUCGAGCAACAGGAAGAAUCCAGAAGACGUAAACAACUACAACGAGAAAAGGAGCUUCUGAACCUGGAGAAAAUGGCGCACGCUAAGAGGUCGAGUCGAAUCGCUGGCAAGCUUGAACACCGUAAAGAGGAAGAACGUGUCCGCGAAGAAGAGCGGAGGCAACGCGAGGAAGAGGCCGCUAGACGCAAGGAGGAGACGAAACGGGCAAAGAUCGAGCGCGAAAGAGAACACAGGUUGAUGUCAAGAGAGCGCAGGCUGAAGGAGAGAGAGGUUCGACGUCUUCAGCAUGAGGAGGAGUUGGCUCAGCUGUCCGAGGACAGCAAGAGCACAGCCUCUGCCCGUAUGUCAGACCGUCGAAGGAUUGCCGAGAUCGAGAGGAACAAGAAGGCUUUGCAGGAGCUGGAAGAGGAAGAGGAGGACUGGAUUUUUGAUUGCAUUUGCGGCGCAUACGGACAAAUCGACGACGGAACCCACAGUGUUGCCUGUGAGCGGUGUAAUGUCUGGCAGCACAGCAAGUGUCUUGGCAUCGAUGAAAAGGAGGCUGAGGAGGAAGAUUUUCACUUUGUUUGCGAACCUUGUCGUCGGCGCGAAAAGGAAAUUGAGCAGCGGCCUCUCAUCAAGCUCAAGGUGAAUAAGCAGGAAGAAGCUCCGAUCUCUUUCUCGCCACCUUCCGCACCAACUGAAAACACCACGGGCGAGGCUGACGGUCGUGCCCGACUGGUUGUGGAGCUGCCAUUGAAGGCCUCCUCUGGUGUUGAUGAAUCGACAGAGCAGCCGGCGUCUGCACCAUCAUUGGACGAAGCAAAUGGGGACCGCCCCGCAACGACGAAACUCCCAGAUUCACAGGGGAGCAACCCAUUUUCAUCGCCACGUCCGAAUCUGCUCCCGCACGCUCAGCUGUCCCGUGGUAAUCCUGUGUCCGGCGCCUCCGAUAGCAGUCUUCCUGUGUUCCCCGAAAGCGGCAAUGGUAUCUCCCCCACAAAGGAAUCGCACCGUCCUUCGUCACCACCAACAAAGACACUUGCUUCGAUCGGAGAGCCAGGCCGACCUGCCUCGCCUAUAUUGAACAUUACCAACACGUUCAGACCUCCGCAGUCCCAGGAUAGCAGAUCAGACGGGCGGUCAUCACCUUUGCCGCCAUCGAGUAUCUCUCCCACUAAGCACUCGCCUCCUCCUCCUCAGCGUCGCGGUGUCCACGGGACCAAUGGUAACGGGAUCGCCACUCCUUCGCAGAGCUUUGGCAAUCCAGGCGUGUCGAUAUUCCCUCCCGUUGCCGCCUUGUCGCCUUCCCCGAGGCAGCAAAUCCUCACCCCUCCCGUGAAAAACCCAGGGCCAGUCAGAGUCCCCCCACUGGGACCCACACCUGCCGUGUUGCCUUCUACACCAAACCAGUCCUCUGAGCAAAUUGGCUUGUGAGAUGCUUGGCCAAUGCGGGAAGUACCUAGUCAUCAAUAAGGGGGCAAUCAAAGUCUCAAUCUGGCCAGUAAUGGUGGCGGUUUGGCGGUGAGUAGCAAGUAUAAGGUGCAGGCUUGGUUGUUUUUGUGUACUUUGGAGAUACAUUGUUUAGAUAUACAUUCGGCUGGGUUGGGUGGAUUGGAUGGGGAUAUACUUAUGGGGUGGUAGGUUUUCUUCUGAAUGGGUGUAUCGCGAAUCGUAAGUACAUAGAGAGCUGUCUGGCCUCAUAGACGAGGUCCUAGUACAAAUGGGCUAAACCGAACACGGGAGCCAUGGGAGCAAUAAUGUAAAUGUCAAGAAGCUGGGUACACUGACUCUAUGAGAUACCUCUGCUGUUGUUCAAUAAGGUACGGAGCAUCUGAUCCUUGGUCUGAUAGG
Molecule: messenger RNA, 3257 nt
Organism: Podospora bellae-mahoneyi
Lineage: Eukaryota; Fungi; Ascomycota; Sordariomycetes; Sordariales; Podosporaceae
Exons: 5
Coding region: 561-2840 (759 amino acids)
Biological process (GO): regulation of DNA-templated transcription
Cellular component (GO): RSF complex
Source: RefSeq, a predicted model, not a curated record